Messenger RNA from Osmia bicornis bicornis, 10941 nucleotides. RefSeq names its product tyrosine-protein phosphatase Lar (gene Lar). Gene Ontology annotation, molecular function: protein binding; protein tyrosine phosphatase activity. NCBI's taxonomy places the organism in Eukaryota, Metazoa, Arthropoda, Insecta, Hymenoptera, Megachilidae. Gene Ontology annotation, biological process: cell-cell adhesion; protein dephosphorylation. The coding region runs from base 437 to 6520 and encodes 2027 amino acids. The transcript has 21 exons. The record is from RefSeq and is a predicted model, not a curated record.
AUUAUAUAAAACGUGCUAAGAUAAGCAUGCGUCCCCUGUCAAUUAAACGCGUCAGUACAUAUAACCUCUCGCGUCCCAUAACAUUCUCGCUUGUGUUUUCGUACAAUUUUCAUUCUUCCUUUUGUUACUCGCAUCUGUUUAAUUUCCUUCUUAAUCAUUCAUGAUACCUAGCCUUGAUUUUAAUUCGGUUUUAACUAUUUACGUUUCGUUUGUAAGUACACGCUUCUCUGCUUCUCGAGCUGACUAAAAGAAAGGGUGAGCUCAGAAAGGAUCGAACCGAGAGAAGGCAGGUGUGUACCGACAGAGCCAUCCCAAGAGGGAAUGCGCAAAAAUAUUCAAACAUUUACAGCAGACAAACGUGGAACGCUGCAACGGUGGUAUUAAGUGUGCAGUGAUCACGGGUGACCGAGGGAAGACGAGAAAGAGGGUGGUCAAUAUGACUCCUAUCUUCCUCGUUCUGUUGGUGGCUAUCGACCCGAUUAUCGCGCAGAAUGGUGGUCCGCCGACGAUUCUGGUGAGGCCACAGUCGCAGCAGGUGAAGGCAGGCGGAAUAGCGAGUUUCUACUGCACCGCAGAGGGAGCACCACCGCCUCAGAUCCACUGGAGGAAAAACGGAAAGAGAGUUUCUCCGUCGCAGUCACGGUACCUGGUGCACAACUAUGAAAACGGAGCUUUACUACGGAUCGAACCUGUCAGGUCGACCCGCGACAGCACCCUGUACGAGUGUGUGGCCGAGAAUGGAGUCGGAGACGCGGUGUCAGCCGAGGCUCAGCUCAAAGUCUACGAAGCCGAGAAACUGCCGGACGGUUUCCCGUUGAUCUCUCAAGCACCGACGACCAAGGUGGUGGAGAUGGGACACAACGCGGUGCUGCUUUGCACGGCCGUUGGUUCACCGCCUCCGAUCAUAUCCUGGGUACGAGACAUGCUGCCGAUCGACACGACCAAUCCACGGUACACCGUUUUGGACAGCGGAGCGUUGCAAAUCACCGGAUCCGACGUGAACGAUCAAGGGAAGUACGAAUGCGUGGCGAAUAAUUCUGUGGGAACAGAGUACUCAAAGUCGGCUAUGUUAUACGUAAAAGUUCGUCGUGUCCCUCCUAGUUUCUCGAUUCCUCCGCACCCGAUAAACGAAGUGAUGUUAGGCGCCUCUUUGAAUUUAACCUGCGUGGCCGUCGGCGCCCCGAUGCCGUUCGUCAAAUGGAGGAAAGAUCCGGCGACCGAUCUGACGCCGGACGACAAUCUGCCCGUUGGCAAAAACGUCCUGAUGUUGACGGACAUCCAGGAAUCGGCCAACUACACUUGCACGGCAGCCAGCGACCUCGGAGUGAUAGAGGCCACGUCGAUGGUGAAAGUUCAAUCUCUUCCGAGUGCACCGGAAAACGUCCAAGUGUCCGACAUCACCGCCACCUCGGUGAAGCUCACGUGGUCGUACAAGGGUUCCGACGAGCUUCAGUACUACGUGAUCCAACACAAGCCGAAGCACGUGGAUCAAGCUUACGCCGAAAUAUCGGGCAUCACCACGAUGUACUAUCAUGUCCGGAGUCUAAGUCCGUACACCGAAUACGAGCUCUACGUGAUAGCAGUUAACUCCAUUGGGCGUGGUCCCCCGAGUGCCCCGGUGACCGUCACCACUGGCGAGACGACGGAAUCGACAAAUGGAGGUGCCAAACCUGGUACUGCACCGCGGAAGGUCCAAGCCCGGCCACUGAGUUCCAGCACGAUGGUUAUACAGUGGGACGAGCCAGAAACUCCGAAUGGACAAGUGACGGGCUACAAAGUGUAUUACACGACCGAUUCUAAUCAACAAAUGGCCUCCUGGCAGUACCAGAUGGUUGACAAUAGUCAGCUGACGACCAUCUCGGAUUUAACGCCGCACACGAUCUACACGAUCCGAGUUCAAGCACUGACCAGCGUCGGUCCAGGUCCGCUCAGUCUGCCGGUGCAGAUAAAGACGCAGCAAGGGGUACCGAGUCAACCGGAAAUGUUGACCGCUGUUGACGUCGGAGAGACCAAAGUAACGCUCCAAUGGAACAAACCCGCUCAUAGCGCGGAGAACAUCCUCAGCUAUGAGCUGUAUUGGAACGAUACGUACGCGCAGGAAAAGCAUCACAGAAGGAUACCCGUGACCGAGAACUACACCCUGACCGGUCUCUACCCGAACACCCUGUACUACGUGUGGCUUGCAGCGAGGAGCCAAAGGGGGGAAGGAGCCACCACGAUACCGCAUCCGGUUCGCACGAAACAGUACGUACCCGGGGCUCCGCCUCGCAAUGUAAGCGGACAAGCGAUCAGCCCAACCUCCAUAUUGGUAACGUGGGAACCUCCGCCUGCCGAUCGAUCGAACGGAAGGAUCGCGUACUACAAGCUGCAAGUGGUCGAGAGCGGACGUUCCGACUCGGAGGCGAAGAUUAUCAAACUGAACGGCACUCGUUUCGUAUUGGACGAAUUGAAAAAAUGGACCGAGUAUCGGAUCUGGGUAUCGGCCGGGACCAGCGUAGGUGACGGACCUCCGAGUUAUCCUAUCUCGGUCAGAACUCACGAGGACGUUCCGGGAGAUCCUCAAGACGUGAAAGCUACGCCGAUCAAUUCGACCGCGAUACACGUCGAAUGGAAACCACCGAAAUCGAAGGAACAAAACGGCGUGAUAAGAGGUUAUCAUAUACACGUUCAGGAAGUGAGGGAAGAGGGAAAGGAUUUGUUGAACGAGCCGAUACGACGCGACGUUCAGGAAGACGGCGUGCUGGAAGUGAACAUUACCGGUCUGCAACCGGACACGCGAUACUCGGUGCAGGUCGCUGCGCUCACGAGAAAAGGGGAUGGCGAUCGUUCGACCCCGGUUCACGUUCGAACCCCCGGUGGUGUACCAAAUCGGCCUCAAGUUAACGUUAAAGUUUUGUCCAGAGACCCCGUCGUGUUGGAGCUCGAGUGGGCGCAACCUACGCAAACCUACGGUAAUCUGUUAGGUUACAGAAUCAGGUACGGAAUUAAGAAUCAGACGUUGAAAGAGGAAUUCAUCCAAGACACUAGUCAGCACACCUACAAGAUCAAGGAUCUGGAGGAGAGAGGCGUGGAUUACGAGUUUAGGGUUGCUGGACAGAACGCGAUCGGUUUCGGUCAAGAGACGGUACGAUAUUGGUUCAGUCCCGAAGGAGAACCGACCGGUCCUCCGACGAAUCUCUCCUAUUUCUUCCAAACUCCCGAUACCGUGUGCGUGACAUGGGACAGGCCUCUGCGACAGCACAGAAACGGUCAGAUAAUCGGUUACGACGUCCAGUUUAAUAAGAAGAACGAUCAUUCGACGACCAUCGACAGAAACACGACAAAGACCAGGGCGGUUUUCACGAAUUUAGAAGAGAACACGGAGUACGUGUUCCACGUAAGGGCGUACACCUCGAGAGGCAGCGGUCCCUAUUCGGAGAAGAUCACGAUAAUAACGGAGAAAGAUAUCGGUCGGGCUCCGUUGUCCGUGAAAGCGGUUGCCACGUCGGACACGAGCGUGGAAGUUUGGUGGGAACCGGUGCCAAAUCGCGGCAAGAUCGUCGGCUAUCAAAUCUUCUACACGACCACCGCGGUCGAGGAUCUGGACGAAUGGAAACAGAAAACCGUCGGGCUGACCGAGUCCGCGGAUUUGGUUAACUUGGAAAAGUUUACUCAGUACGCGAUCACGGUGGCCGCCAGAUACAAGAGCGGUCUGGGUAGACUCAGCGAGAAGGUGACGGUCAAAGUAAAGCCGGAAGACGUGCCGUUGAAUCUGAGAGCACCAGACUCCUCCACCCAUUCCAUGACACUUUCCUGGACACCGCCUAUCAGGCUGAACCCGAUGAACUACAAAGUGUCGUUCGACGCGGUGAAGGAGUUCGUCGACUCGCAGGGUAUCACGCAAACCCAGAUCGUGUCACGUAGACAGUUGCUGUUGGAUCCGUCCGUGACGACCAAGACGAUAAACGAGCUGCAGCCGUUCACCACGUACAACGUGAACGUGAGCGCGGUACCUCGGGAUGGUCAGUACCGACCACCGGCGAAAAUCACUGUCACCACGCAAAUGGCAGCGCCGAAGCCGAUGGUCAAGCCAGAUUUUUACGGGGUGGUGAACGGCGAAGAGAUUCAGGUGAUUCUACCGCAAGCCUCCGAGGAAUACGGACCGAUCUCCCAUUACUAUUUGAUCGUGGUGCCCGAAGACAAGUCGACGGCUGACAAGCAACCGGACGAGUUAACCGAGGACAUGAUCGCGGGCAAAGGUACCAAGCAAGAAAGGGACAACGCGCCUUAUAUCGCCGCGAAAUUUCCUCACAGAGAUAUUCCGUACACGUUCCACCUGGGCAGCGGUGAUAUCUACGAGGGUUACGAGAACAGGAAGCUCGAGAAGAACAAACGGUACAGGAUAUUUGUUCGUGCCGUGGUGGACACGCCGAGGAAGCAUCUGUACACGUCGUCGCCCUUCUCCGAGUACUUGUCGCUCGACAUGCGGGAAGUACCACCUGGCGAACCACCUCGCCGUCCUAAUCCCAACACUCCGGUCGAUGGAAAUCCAGAGGUAUCGGUUAAAACCAGCGGUCAAGAGCCUGGGAUGGUUUGGGUAGUUGGCCCGAUAAUAGCCGCGCUGAUGGUCAGUGUGUUCCUUGUACUUCUGUUCGUCAUUAAAAAGCGAAGACAACCGUGCAAAGCACCGGAUCAAGCGGCUGUAACUCGUCCGUUGAUGGCCGCGGACAUCAGCUCGAAUCACGCACCAUCCGAUCCGGUCGAGAUGCGCCGUCUGAAUUUCCAAACGCCCGGCAUGGCAUCUCAUCCACCUAUUCCUAUUAGCGAGCUAGGAAAUCACAUCGAGCGUCUGAAAGCGAACGACAAUCUAAAAUUCAGUCAGGAGUACGAAUCGAUCGAGCCGGGGCAACAAUUCACUUGGGACCACUCGAACAUGGAAGUAAACGCGUCGAAGAAUCGUUACGCGAACGUGAUCGCCUACGAUCAUUCCAGGGUGAUCUUGCAAACGAUCGACGGCAUAUCGGGGACGGAUUACAUAAACGCCAACUACUGCGACGGUUACAGGAAACAGAACGCGUACGUAGCCACUCAAGGACCGCUGCAAGAAACGUUCGGUGAUUUUUGGCGGAUGUGUUGGGAACUUAGAUCGAGCACGAUUGUUAUGAUGACGAAACUAGAGGAACGGACGAGGAUCAAGUGCGACCAGUAUUGGCCGAGCAGAGGUUCCGAGACGUACGGUUUGAUGACGAUCGCGAUUACCGACAUUCAAGAAUUGGCUACCUAUUGCAUUCGAACUUUCCAAAUAUCUCGAGCCGGUUACUCGGAGAGACGCGAGAUAAAGCAGCUACAGUUCACAGCCUGGCCGGAUCACGGCGUUCCCGAGCAUCCAGCCCCGUUCUUGCAGUUCCUACGUAGAGUCAGAUCGUUGAAUCCACCCGAGAGCGGGCCGCUGAUCGUCCACUGUAGCGCCGGUGUCGGGCGGACCGGUUGCUUCAUCGUCAUCGAUUCGAUGCUCGAACGGAUAAAACACGAGAAAAUGAUCGACAUAUACGGCCACGUGACUUGCCUUCGCGCCCAAAGGAACUACAUGGUACAAACCGAGGAUCAGUACAUAUUCAUUCACGACGCUCUUUACGAGGCGGUGAUCUGCGGUAACACGGAAGUGCCUGCGAGAAAUUUACACUCCCACAUCCAGAAGCUGAUGCAGCCCGAGCUCGACAAUAUAACCGGUAUGGAGCUGGAGUUUAAGAAACUGUCCAACAUCAAGGUGGACUCGUCGCGAUUUAUAUCGGCGAAUCUGCCUUGCAACAAGCAUAAAAAUCGACUGGUCCAUAUCUUGCCGUACGAGUGCACCAGAGUAUGCUUGCAACCUCAACGAAACAUCGAAGGAUCGGAUUACAUUAACGCGAGUCUGAUCGAUGGUUACCGGUAUCGGGGUGCCUACAUCGCCACCCAGGGUCCUCUCUGCGACACCACCGACGACUUCUGGCGUAUGCUCUGGGAGCACAACUCAACGAUCGUGGUUAUGUUGACGAAACUGAAGGAAAUGGGGAGAGAGAAGUGUCAUCAGUAUUGGCCGUCCGACAGGUCGAUUCGGUAUCAGUGUUUCGUGGUAGAUCCGAUCGCGGAGUACAACAUGCCUCAGUACAUCCUGCGGGAGUUCAAAGUGACGGAUGCUAGGGACGGAGCGAGCCGCACGGUCAGGCAGUUCCAGUUCAUCGAUUGGCCGGAACAGGGUGUCCCGAAAUCCGGCGACGGUUUCAUCGAUUUUAUCGGACAGGUGCACAAAACGAAGGAACAGUUCGGUCAGGACGGUCCUAUAACCGUGCACUGUAGCGCAGGCGUUGGUAGGACGGGUGUCUUCAUCACGCUGAGCAUCGUUUUGGAACGCAUGCAGUACGAAGGGGUGGUCGACAUCUUCCAAACUGUCAGAAUAUUGCGAACGCAACGUCCAGCCAUGGUUCAGACCGAGGACCAGUAUCAGUUCUGCUAUCGUGCCAGUUUGGAAUACUUGGGUUCUUUCGAUCAUUACGCCAACUGACAACCCGACACUCACGAGGACAGAGACUCGACCAGGGACAGAAGAGAUCGACAGAGAAACGAGAGAGACGUCGGGGAACGUGCUAAAGUGCGACGCGUCUAGUACGACGCUAAAAUCGUGUAAGUUUGUAAGUAUGUAGUCUACAUCAUGAUUCCGGGAAUAACGCGUACCAUUCGUAGCCAUACCUUUCCGAGGAGAAAGGUACAGUAGAAAGGCGAUUACCGUGUAGUUAGCCAAGUGUAUCUUUAGUCGGUGGUGUCGCAGCAGUCAAAAGAUAUACGAAAACCUUUCGUAUUCGACGGCGGAUCGUAUCGCGUACGCGUUCCACUCGAUUAUAUCCAAUAAAAGAAAAAAAAGAACUUACCCCGAAUGAACGAACCGGGACAAGACUGCCGUUUAGAACCGUUUACGGCUCAGAAUCGUAGAAACAAUCAUAUCUCUGUAGAAAUAUUCUUUAUCGAAACUUCUUUUACGGUUUAAAACAAGGAAUAACAAUAGAAAAAAAAAAAUAAUGAAAACUUACAAAAAACGAGAGAAGAAAAAAAAACAGGGAAUCGCAACUUGGACGUUUUCCAACAACUGAGUUAAUCGAAUAGGAUCGAACGGGAGAUUCGAUCUACGAUUCGAAAGGGAUCAUAGUCGAACGUUCGAUCACCGAAACAUAUCCAACUCGAUCGUUCGAAAACUCGAAAAUCGUUGUUGCUUACAGUUAGAUAAUUUAAACGUAAGGGAACGAGUGAAGAGUAUCAUCGUUUCGAUCGUGUGUGCCUCGCGUUAUUUCUUGCGGCACAAAGAUACGUGAAACAAAACAAAAUAAGUUCAAACAAAUGUUCUCCUAUUCGUCGAAGAAAAGUGCUUCCAUGUCUGUGGUAAAGCUGUAACGUCUGAGAACGAGUUAGAAACACCGAUCGAGCACGCGUUCGAAAAGUACUUACGUCGUGGUUACGACUAAGAAUAUCGAGGACAGAAGAGUUGCGAGAGUCUCGGUAAUAAAAGUCGAGAAUGCAGCAGAGAUGCUUAAAGGACGAUCGUAAAAAACUGAUCAAUCCUUUUAACCGAACGGAAAAUAUAAAUUCCAUUUUCGAAAGUUUUCAUUUUUAUCCGAUUUCAGGAAAUAGAGAAUGAACAGUAUCAGAUUGAUGUUCGUUAGAACGUAUAGAAGAUUCGUUUUGAUCAUUUUUAACCUUCGUCCUUUUCGCUGAGCGACAAGAAAAUUACCAUACUGCCAAAUCGACAAUUAUUCAUGAUGAACCCAUUACGCACGAUAGGAAUCUUCUCAUUACCUACUGUAAUUUUAAGUAGAUCGUAAGCGAUUGUUGUAAGGAUUAGAGUGUCUAAGCGAUGCCAUUAGAGGAGAAGAAGAAACUGGAUCGAAUGAAAGAAGAAUGAAAGGAAACGGUGCCUAUACUCGAUUAAAACGCACGAAAGGGUUGCGCAGGUUUCUAUGAGAAUUAAUUUAACUAGAAGCACUGUAUGUUGGAUUCGCGUACUGUUCCCCCGAGCCCUGGAUACCCUCGUGUACAAAGUUCCAUCGCAGGCUUCUACCUCGACUACUUUUACGAUUUUCCCAGAUGUCUCAGCUAACAGUUUGCCACUAACUUGGAUCAUUCCUGGCUCGGUUUAUGUCCUCAGACUGAGUUGCCUCAAUGUUCGAGGCGCCUUACGCUUCUUCUUAGUACAAUUUAUCGAAAAAAUCAAUCGGAGAAUCUCGAGUCUAUGGAAUUCACGAAACUUCUAAUCGAUACCUGUUCCUCCGAUAAUGGAAACGUCGAAUCAAUGGGAAAAAAAGAAGAAGAAAAGUAAACGUGUUUCGAUCGAUCGGCGUAUCCUUUUUGAUAACUUUCGACGCGUACGUCACUUGCGAUUCAGAGUUACCAAGUUCGUAGUCUAUUCAGGACAAUAAGCUCGUAUGCUCGUUUAUACAUAUACGUCUUCUCCAUUUCGAAAUGUCCACCGUUCAAUACGACAGAGCAUCAAAUUCUACCGCUGAACUAUGCAAGUGUAAUCUACGAUAACGAACGCGUUCGCUUACGAGAGAAGCAACCCUUUCGCUUUUCUUCUUUUUGACAUUGUUUCGACUUGGAUCGUCCGUGCUUGUUUUAAACGUUCGAAAAGAGAUCAGUAUUAUUAUUCGUCUAGAUUCGAUCUUGAAAUUCCAAAGCAAGCUAUUCAACGCUUCUUUCGGUUGAAAGUGGUUCGAGGGUCAGGAAUUGUGACUAAAACUGUACAUAAAUGCACCGUCUGUCAUAAACCAACAUUACAUAGAUAUAAAUAUGAAUAUGAAUAUAAAUAUACAUAAACAAAAUGAUAUAUAUAUAAAUAUUAUAAAUAUUACAAAUGAAGAGAGUACGCAUUUAAAGAGAAAAGAGAAAACAAAGCUGUGGAUAUUUUCCAGACUGUCAAGAUCGAUAUACAUAUUUCUUUUUUUCCUCUCUCGAAAAAGCAGGGUGUUAUGUAUUUGUAAGGUUUCCUUUUGAUGUUUUUCGUGGAUUUUUUUUUUUUUUGUUUUUUUUUUCCUUUUCGUCGACGCAUCUUUUGAUACUGUUUUUUAACAUCGUUGUACAUUGUUCUUUUGACUUUUUUCACGCAAAUUUUUCUUGCGUACCUAUUUUUUUACACGAGAUUUACAUCGAAUACUAUGUGAAUACUAUGUUAGUUCAGGAACAUGCAUUUAUUCGUAUCUCGUAUCUCGGUUUAUUUCAUGUUGUAAGACUGAAGGCCAUUGCGUCUAAUGUACUCCCGGUGCGUGUAUCUUCGGUACUUGUCAAAGUACUUAAAUGGCUCGGUCGUCGUUGUUACGAAAAAUAGACUACUUAAUCUUUGUAUCUCUACAUUGUCUGUUCAAACGUUGCAGUACUAGUUUCCUUUGAUACGUAGCGUUUUCUCACUUGUAAAUACGUUUACGAGAUCAUCUUCGAAACGUUCUUCGAAGUCAAAUUGGCCUUUGGUACGAACACGAAACGAUUACUUCAUUCGUCGCGUUUACUUUUCAUACUGGCAUCUCCAGUUAGGUACAACACGUUUAGUUUGUCUCUUAACUUAUCUUUCGCGAUAUCGUACUUCUGUCGUGGAACAUAAAUUCCAACGCUGUUACUCUGGCAAUGAAGAGACACUAAUUAUUUUUUUCUUUUUUGUUAUAUCAAACGCAGCGAUCGCGAGAUCAAUUUUAAACAGUUUCUUCAACGAGAAUCAGUUACUACUGAAAAGUACAAUCGGUAUGUAUAGAAGCUUAACGAAAGUCGACUCGUUCUACUGGAUACGAAACUUUGUUACGUUUGCUACAAACUUUUCUUAAAUAGGCUUGCAAUUCAAGGUACAUCAGUGAAUAGGUUUCCUCGAACGAUAACGAAAAAUCGAUGUCGUUCGCUGUUAAUGCUUGUUACGGAAAAACAAUCCCCUCCGAUAUCGUGUAAAAAAAAGAGAAUCCAGUUUCGAAAGUUUUUCCGUUCAAAGACGACCCGAUGUGCAAAAUUCGAACAGUAUUCGUAACAAAGAAACGGGAUAAAUUGUAAAAAUCAUGGCACAAUAAUUUUUGAAAUGUUCAAAAUUACUCUAUCGUUCAAUUUUUAAGCGAUAUACUUUAUAAGGUUCGACAAAAAAAAAAUAUAUAUAUAUAUACAUACGUGCAUACAUACAUAACAUAUAAAAAUGCUGCACAAAGUGCAGUUUUGCCAAUACGGUCGACAACUUCGCUUCAAAGUUCCAGACUAAAAAUACAAUAUUAUGGAAAAAUGAAAAGUUAAAUGAUUGUAUAAAACAUAUUACUAGUUGUAUAAGUUGGUAGCUUAAUUAAAUUGUAUUCGAUGAAUUUACCAAUACAAAAAAAGUCCACGAUAUUCAUAUAUUUAUAAGGUACCGAUCGUAACGUUAUUACGUUUAUUUAUAUCAUUCCAAAACUUUUGUGUACGUUGUACUUUAGCUGCGUGUCUAUUGUUAGUGUUACAAUUUUUUUACAUCCCAAAAUGUAUAGCAAUAUAUGUGGUUUGUUGUAUUCUUCUUCUUGAAAAGCAUACAACUCGCGUAUUCGGAGCAGUAUCUAACAUUAACAAUGCAUAAUCGGCCAUUAAACGCUCCGUGCAAUACCACGACGAGUUUGUUACCCUAUUGUAAGAUCGUUUCGAGUUGUUCCACUCGACUUAAGACUGCGACCAGUUGCAGUCGUUAAUCCUCAGAAAAAUGUGAAUUAAAGACACAAAGAAUAAGUCAAAUACUAAAUAAUCGUUGAAAGAAUGGGAAAUUAUUUUGUGAUACUUUCUUGCCAGAAAGAAUACAACAGGCUGAAGUGAAUAUAAUAAAUGCAAUGUUACUAAUUAACACCUAUACAAAUUAAAUAUUGUGUAAUAGGAAGUCUGUUGACGAGGAGAAAUAAUGUGUACAUUAUGUAUUGCCAUGUGGCAUUAAUAAACUAAUAACUAACGUAA